Molecule: messenger RNA, 2384 nt
Organism: Fundulus heteroclitus (mummichog)
Lineage: Eukaryota; Metazoa; Chordata; Actinopteri; Cyprinodontiformes; Fundulidae
Gene: sh3bp5b
Product: SH3-domain binding protein 5b (BTK-associated)
Exons: 9
Coding region: 262-1659 (465 amino acids)
Biological process (GO): intracellular signal transduction; negative regulation of protein tyrosine kinase activity
Cellular component (GO): cytoplasm
Molecular function (GO): protein kinase inhibitor activity
Source: RefSeq, a predicted model, not a curated record
CUCUCUGGUCGGAUCGUCUCAUUAAUCUCGGUGCGGAGAGAGAACAGAGCAGAGCACGGCGGGCUGACACGCUGCUGCGCGGCCAGACACACUGAGACAAAGAUGUUUCGCUUUGAAACCUGUCCAUUUUAGGCUAAUGGUUGACAUCUGAAGCGGUGGUUGCAGCUGCCGGCGGCCGGCCGAGGACAGAUGAGUCUGCAGGGUCUCUGCCGGUUCUAACGACCCUUUGUUCGGCUGUGGCAUCUCUCCUUCACCUCCAACAUGGACCGCUCAGAGAAGGAGCGCCGGUCAGACGACGAGGCUGACUAUGAGGACGAGGAGGUGGACCCCAGAAUUCAGGGGGAGCUGGAGAAACUGAACCAAUCCAGCGACGACAUCAACAGAUGCGAGACAGAGCUUGAGGAUGCGAGGCAGAAGUUUCGCUCAGUGCUGGUGGAGGCCACAAUGAAGCUGGAUGAGCUGGUGAAGAAGAUUGGGAAACCGGUGGAGGAAUCCAAGCCUUACUGGGAGGCCCGACGAUUGGCCAGACAGGCCCAACUGGAGGCCCAGAAGGCCACUCAGGACUUCCACCGAGCCACUGAGGUUCUGCGGGCAGCGAAGGAAACCAUCUCCCUGGCUGAGCAGAGGCUCCUGGAAGAGGACUAUCGGCAGUUCGACUCUGCCUGGCAGGAGAUGCUGAACCACGCCACACAGCGGGUGAUGGAGGCAGAGCUUACCAAGACAAGAAGUGAGCUUUUACACAAGGAAACGGCUGUGAAAUACACAUCAGCCAACACCCGCAUGAAGCAACUGGAGAAGAAGCUGAAACGGACCAUCAGCAAGUCCAAGCCUUACUUUGAGAUGAAGGCAAAGUACUACCUGCAGCUGGAGAACCUGAAGAAGACUGUGGAUGAGCGACAAGCCAAACUGUCUCAGGCCAAAGGAGAGUACAGGACAGCUCUGAAGAACCUAGAGAUGAUCUCUGACGAAAUCCACGAGCGCCGCAGGAGCUCCACCAUUGGACCUCGCGGGGCUGGAGUUGGAGCCGAGGGGGACGGCAGUUCUGGGGAUGACAUCUCCAGCUUUAAGAUGGAGUCAGAUGGAAUAUCCAUGGCGUCGGAGUGUUUCGACGACGAGCCGUGUGGCGGGAGCAGCGUCAUGUCCGAGGAGGACUCAGAGACCCGGUCCACCAGCAGCCUCGGCUCAACGCCCAGCAGCCCUCAGGAGCUCCAGUCGCCGUGCCCCUUCCCUGGUUCCUCCUCCUCCUCUGGAACGUCUUCAUCUGACUGUCCGUCGCCCACACCCUCCUCGUCCUCCUCUGCGUCCUCCCCAGCUCUCGUGUCCCGUCCCUGCAGCCUGGACCUUCCCAGCACCGUGUCGCUAUCGGACUUUGGCCUCAUCUCACCGGUGCUCGGGCCUCGCAGCGAGUGCAGUGGGGCGUCGUCACCCGAGUGUGACCUGGAAAGAGGUGACCGAGCCGAAGGUGCAGAGGGAGAUCUGGACAACGCUCCGACCGGAAACGUCAUCUCAACUUCCAGCACCAAGAAGAGCUUCAGCCUUGAGGCCCGCUUUAGCUUUCUCAACCUGCGACGCCCACGAGGCGGUGACGCCAAAAACAAGGAUAGCUGUCCCCAGAAGACGCCGCCGGGGCAAACGGUUGUCCUCAUCAAAGGAGUCUGAGAAAAUGUCAGAGGGACUGUGGUUCUGCAGCGACUCUAAUCCUGAACCAAAAGCUACUGGAACUCUUCUGUGCUGUGAAUAAGCUACCUUUUUUUCUGUAGUCCAUGUCCGCACUCCAUGGUCAAACAGAAACUUUGAAUGUGACGUUUGGUGUAAAUUAUGCUUCCCUACAACUUGACGUACCCAUGGACUCCCAUAUCGGAGACGUAACAAACUCUGGCAAAUGGCAGGAGAUAAAACGAAUAAAAGUCAGAUUUUCUCAAGUAAAAACCAACCUGCAUUGUAUCACGAAGCAACAAACCAGCUGCCUGCAGAUGACCUUAGACCUGGAUCAGUCGGCUCCUGAAUUAUAAAUAGCAGUUAGCACAGUUAAACGGCACACUGAAAACUGUAAGGCAUUGUGCUGCGCUUGGUUCAGCAUUUAAAGAAAGCUGGGACACAGUAGAGGGGAAAAUAACCAGCCUUUAGCCUUAUACCCCAUGUUACUCUGGUGUUUUAUAAGACAAUGUUGUGUUAAAUGAUGUUAUGUGUUUGAUGUUUAGGAUUUAAAUGUAAUGGGACACAAACUGCAGUUCAGUGAAAUGAAAGCUUCAGCUUCUCAUUUAAAUUCCCCCCCCCUAUGUGUGGUUUAGAUUUCUCAGUGCACAACAAGAAACUGUUAAACAUGUCUCCUUUUAUCACAAAUGGUGCAAUUUAGCUUCAAUAAAGAGAGAACUUGACAAGUU